AUGGCACAUCCAACAUCAUCUAGCUCCGCCUCAGGUCCUUCCUCUUCUAUAAGUAUCACGUCUGGCUGGUUGGACUCUGUCGAUGCAGUUUACCAUCUCUUCGAGCAGCCUGAGUUGCGCAGUCGGUACCCAUCUCUAGCAACCAAAGUCAAGGAGGGGGUGCAGCUCUGCGAAGAAGUUAUCAAGGAGCUCGGACUCGAACACUGUGCCCUCAGCUUCAACGGUGGGAAGGACUGCACGGUCAUUGUACACAUGCUAGCAGCGGUGUUACGAAGGCUCACGGGUCUCACAACGUCGACCGAAGGCCCAUUGGUCUCCCUACCGUCAGUGUACAUCACCUGCCCCUCACCCUUCCCCAUCCUCGAGUCCUUUAUCCGAGCAUCUCAAGUGCGGUAUAACCUCGAUUUGGUCACAGUGCCAGGUGACAUGAAAGAUGGGCUAGUAGAGUACUUUGAUGGUGGGGGAGAAGCUGGCGUGCCCCCGCUGGAGUCGAGGCGAGAAGAGCAAGGGCAGGACAGGCGGAGAGAGGUCGAAGGGAGGCAUAAGAGGGGCACCAAAGCCAUCUUCAUUGGGACUAGGCGGACGGAUCCUAUGGGUGACACUCUCACUCCGCGGAAAUGGACUGACCCAUCAUGGCCAAAGGUGGAGCGGAUUCACCCAAUUCUGGAUUGGGACUAUGCCGAUGUCUGGGAGUUUCUGCGGUGUCCUGCCUUGGGCCACUCUCCAGCCGAUGCGUCCGACAAGACCAUGAACUCACGGCAGUCGGUAGAGCGGAAUCGGCGGACGACAGCAAAGGAUGAAGAGGAUGGGUACGGAACGGCUGGUGGUGGACAGGAGGGCGUGCCGUACUGUCGUCUCUACGACGAAGGGUUCACUUCUCUCGGCAGCACAUUCAAUACGUUCCCAAAUCCUCUGCUCCAAAUCGAGGAGGGGGAGCAAAAUGUCCCGAAUGGCCAUGACCAUAGCAGUAGCAGCGGCAGCGGCAGUGGCAGUGGCGGCAGUACAUUCAGGCCCGCCUGGCAACUAAAGGAUGGCAGCUCCGAGAGGGCUGGCAGAGGGGACAAGAGCAAGAAGUAA
Messenger RNA from Microstroma glucosiphilum, 1077 nucleotides. RefSeq names its product adenine nucleotide alpha hydrolases-like protein. NCBI's taxonomy places the organism in Eukaryota, Fungi, Basidiomycota, Exobasidiomycetes, Microstromatales, Microstromataceae. Bases 1 to 1077 code for a protein of 358 amino acids. The transcript is spliced from 4 exons. Gene Ontology annotation, molecular function: FMN adenylyltransferase activity. Gene Ontology annotation, biological process: FAD biosynthetic process. The record is from RefSeq and is a predicted model, not a curated record.